AUUUGAUUUAAAGGACACAAUCCACCUUGUUGUUUAAAAAUAUUACAUAAUCAGUGUUUGACAAGAGGGAGUGUGUGAGUCCAUGAGACAUUUUAAUAACCAUAGACAUUUGUACAAGAGUGAGCGUCACGACAGGUAGGAAUGGUGUAAAUUAUGUCACAGAAAUAAAUCCUUUGAUUUGUUAUUCGCAAAGGUCUGUGAUGUUGAUGUGUUAUUUUUGUUUAGUCGGUAGGGCUCUUCUUCAUGUGUAUCACACCAACCUCUUGACUGGGAAGUGGGCGGGCAUCGUCUGGGUUUGUAUUCACUUCAGUAUUGUUUCGCACACGUAUUUCCACAGAAUUCUGGUCUGAGCGAGCAGGCCACUGCCAGCUAUUUUAUUUUCCGGAAAACUUCAGAUGGAAUUAAAGAGAGAUUUUAGGGGAACCAAAGAGAUGUCUGGAAAUACCACGCACGGAGCAUGCGGGAACAUCAACCUAUAUUUUACGCACGCCUUUCUGCCGCCCGUGUUCAUCACGGUGUUCGUCGUCGGGACGCUGUCCAACAUCUGGGGACUGAGAAACGUGUGCACCAACUGGAACAAAAUAGGAAACAUUAACAUUUUCAUGUUCAACCUGGGGGUGGCGGACCUUCUGUACCUGUUCACCCUGCCGUUCCUCGUGCACUAUUACGCGUGCAAAAGCCGCUGGCAGUUCGGUCAGCCUUUCUGCAAGGUGACACGUUUCUGCUUCAACCUCAACCUUUAUGGCAGCAUUGGCUUCCUCACCUGCAUCAGCAUCUACAGGUACCUGGGCAUUGUGCACCCCAUGAGAGUGAUGGGGAAGAUCACCAGCCGCCACUCGCUGGUCAUAAGCGCCUUGGUCUGGCUCUUCGUCAUUAUUCAGAUCCUCCCAGAUAUGUUCUUCGACAAGAAUGAUCUAAAAUCCCCAAACUCGUGUUACGACACCACCUCGGACGAGUUUAUCAGAGGCUACCUGCCUUACAGCAUUGGCUGGACCAUCACAGGGUUUGCCAUACCAUUGGUUAUCAUUUUGGUCUGUUAUGGACAUGUUGCUGUGGUUCUUGUCAAAAAAGCCAACGUCAACCCUCUGCUGAAGCAGCGGUGUCUAAAACUGGUCGUGAUUCUGGUGAUACUAUUCUCCAUCUGUUUUAUCCCCUACCAUGUCUUUAGAAAUGUUAAUCUGAAAACCAGGAUUUUGAAGCAGAAUGGGAUUUGUCGCACUAGUUACCGAGACAUCUACAUUGCGCAUCAGGUCGGCAGAUGCCUGGCUUGUCUAAACAGCGCAUUAAACCCUCUGAUUUAUAUCGUGGGGAAUGACGAUUUCAUGAUGAAGCUUCAUCACCUCAGCAGGCGGGCCCGGCUGUCUCUGGCCGGCCUGACAGGAGCGAUCCUUUACCGCAAACCGAUGGAAGCGGACGCGGAUUCACCGUCAGAGACUCGCGGUAACUCCGACCCAAUGAAAGUAUAAAACGCACAAUCGGUUCAUCUGAGAUACACUUCCGUGUGGCUGAGUCCCUGAGUAUCAUGCACCGCCAGAGCUACCACAUUUCCGGGAACAAAGUACAAUGAUGAGCGAUGAUUUGCAAGAUAUUGAGCCUUUUAUCUAGCAGUGCCAUAAGACAUCUAAUGUUCUGCUGCAAAGUCCAAUUCAUGUACUUUGCUUGAGCAUUGUAUUACUUGUUUAUAUUUUUGCGAUAUACGUAUUACACUACUUUUGCACUCCUACAGGUGAAGCAUUUGACACAGGCUACUUGGCAAACGUUUGUAUAUUCCAGGGUUUACCAAACCCUUAAAAGCUUUUGAAAAAGAACCAUAUUAAACUGUCAGAGUGAUCAUCCCACAGCCUUUAUAUUGCACGUUUGUUUAGAGAACUGCAACAGUGAUGUAAGUGCUGGGAUCUACUUUCUGAAGAAUUGGUGGAAGAAAUAUUCAAAACACCACACUGUAAAAAAUAAUAAUAACAGCUGUCCUGUAUUAAAAUGUUUAAAUAAAAGUAUUAUCAACUAAAUUUUCUCAAAUAUAAAAAAAUUAAAGUUCUCUAUUUAUAUUGUUGGAUCAUUAUACACAGGUUAAUAUAUUCUGUUUACGAGAUGGGUUUAUUCAACUGUAGGAUCAUUUUGGAGUGUUUACUUUGUGCUGCUGUUGAACUGUUUUUGCAUUAUACAGAGAUGAGCUUCUGUUAUUGUUUUCACCCCAUUUAUAUCAGUGAAGGUAGGCUAACAAUACCCUCACUGACUUUUGUAUUAGACUGCAUAGUUUUGGUAGGUGUACCUAAUAAACUGGCAACUGUUUGUAUACACAAUAAGGCUGCAAAUAACGAUCAUUUUCUUUAUCCAUUAAUGUGCUGAUUUAUCAAACAUCAGAAAACAGUGAAAGAUACCUGCCACAAAUGUUUAAAGCGCAAGUUGACGUCAUCAGAUGUUUUGUUUCAUUUGACUAAGAAUCCAAAAUCCAAAGAUAUUCAAUAUACUAAGGCACCACAAGGAAAAGCAGAAAAUUCUGUUGUGGAAUGUAAAUAUUUUAUGAAAGAAUCAUAUCCAACAGAUAGCACAUACUUAGAAUAUAACCUCUCUGCCCUUAAAGACAACGAGACAUCAUCAAUUGUUCAUGUCGCUUGGAUCGCCAUGACUACAUGUCGGAUUAUAAUCAAGUGUGAAAGCACAUUUUGCUCAUAAGAGCCAGAGCUAUUGAUGUGUUGACUGACAGCGAGAUACAGCAGCAAGCAUCAGACAACAUGAGUUAAUUGGGUUAAGUGUUAAUAAGAUGACCAUGUGUGUGUAUGUAAGGUCUCGAUCUGAACAAAGGCAAAUAAAUGUAAUAGGGUAAAAAAUAUAUAAUAUAUAAAUAAUAUUUCCCUCUGGAAUGUAGUGGGGUCGUAGUAUAAAAUAUCACAAAAUGGAAAUGCUCAAAUAAAGUACAAGAACCUACAGAGUUGUAGUGAAUGUGUCUAAUUUACUUCCCCCUGCAGGUUUUAAGACAAC
Cottoperca gobio is the source of this 2979-nucleotide messenger RNA. Its product is annotated as P2Y purinoceptor 1-like. Gene Ontology annotation, cellular component: membrane. The record is from RefSeq and is a predicted model, not a curated record. Gene Ontology annotation, molecular function: neuropeptide receptor activity. Lineage: Eukaryota; Metazoa; Chordata; Actinopteri; Perciformes; Bovichtidae. The transcript has a single exon. Gene Ontology annotation, biological process: G protein-coupled receptor signaling pathway. The coding region runs from base 396 to 1466 and encodes 356 amino acids.